Messenger RNA from Schistosoma mattheei, 2579 nucleotides. NCBI's taxonomy places the organism in Eukaryota, Metazoa, Platyhelminthes, Trematoda, Strigeidida, Schistosomatidae. The record is from the annotation of a GenBank genome assembly.
CUUGACGGCGUGCUUGUUCAUUCCGCGUGACACUGGUAAUGAAGAAACACAAAGUUAGAGCUGGUGAUGUGGGAGCUAUUCAGGCAUCUGAGUCCUUUGCGGUAAUUUCAGAGGACAAGAAACCUACUUUGGAUUGCAGCCAAUGGCCAUUAUUGUUAAAAAAUGUUCAUCUUAUGAAUGUACGCGAGUGCCAUUUCGAGGCCGAUACAACAGGUUACUCUCCUUUACACAGACCUCUGGAUGAAUACAUCAAGAGUGGAGUUAUCAACCUCGACAAGCCAUGCAACCCAUCGUCGCAUGAAGUUGUUGCGUGGGUGAAACGGGCCCUUGGAGUCAACAAAACUGGUCAUAGUGGCACUUUAGAUCCCAAAGUUUCAGGCUGUCUUAUUGUCUGUAUCGACCGUGCUACUAGGCUAGUGAAGUCUCAGCAAAGUGCUGGUAAGGAGUAUGUGUGUAUAUUUAGACUUCACGAGUCCGUGGAUGAGAUCAAAAAAAUACAAAAAGCUGUAGAAGGGCUAACUGGAGCAUUAUUCCAGAGACCUCCACUAGUUGCUGCUGUUAAGCGCCAACUCAGAGUUCGUACAAUAUACGAGUGUAAACUGUUAGAGUAUGAAAAAAGUAAAAAUUUGGGGUUAAUAAUGGUGCGCUGUGAGGCUGGAACGUAUGUUCGGACGCUUUGCGUGCAUUUGGGCUUGCUUCUAGGUUGUGGAGGUGUUAUGGAGGAACUUAGGCGGUCGAAAACUGGUUUUAUGUCUGAAAGGGACAACCUGGUCACUAUGCAUGACAUACUAGAUGCGAAGUGGCUUUAUGACAAUAGGCGAGAUGAGACUUACUUGCGUCGUGUUAUAAUGCCUCUUGAAAAGCUGCUCAUCAAGCACAAACGAAUUAUGCUUAAGGAUACUGCCGUGUGCGCUAUUUGCUUCGGUGCGAAACUUAUGUUGCCUGGCGUACUCCGUUACGACAACGACAUCAAUGUCAACGAUGAAAUAGUCUUAAUGACUACCAAAGGCGAAGCCGUAGCUCUUGCUGUCGCACUAAUGACUACUGCAACAAUCGCGACGUGUGACCAUGGAUUAGUCGCAAAACUGAAAAGAGUAAUAAUGGAGCGUGAUCUCUAUCCUCGCCAGUGGGGUCGUGGUCCUGUUUCCAUGGAAAGGAAAAAACUUGUUGCCCAAGGUUUACUUAAAAAGUUUGCCAAAUCUGACGGUGUGACAAAUAACCCGAACUCUGUUGGAUCCAAAACCAAAAUGGAAGUGAGUGAGGCUGGGGAAGCUGUAACACGGCGAAUUAAAGCACCAAAUCCUUCCGACUCAAGUGACGAUGAAAUGACAAGCAAAAAUUUGAACGAUCACGACGGUCAGGAUACGGAAGCUGAAGAAUCAUCAUCCGACGACAGUGACUGACUCUAUUUUUCAGAGCUAUAAAUAAACUGUAUAUUUUCUCGCAAUUCAUUGUGUUCUCGUGUGCCUCAAUACUGAUACUUGAGGACAACAGUCGAUGGGCUGACGUAACUUGCGUACAAGAAUAUUCGUGAAGCAUCCCCCUUACUGCGCGUUUAUGACUUAUAGAAUAUGACAACUAUUCAGAUUUGCACGUUUAAAACGUAAACGCAUUAUAUAUGUGGUGUUAAUAUAAGAUGUGUCAUCGAAAGCAGCCAUUAGCCGAUCCCCACUAUAUUUAAGAUAUCUUUAUGGUUAUUGUCCCCAAUGCCAGUUUUCUGGAGUCGGUCAAGUCAUUUGUUGAAUCUCAAACUACUAAGUCAAAUUUAUGUCAGUGGAUGUCGAUAUCUUGUUAUAACGUUAGUGAGUCGAGGUCACAUUAACUAUAUGCUCACUGACUAUCAUAAAGAGCGAGUUAGUUGAUGAAGUGUUGCCUUCACUGCUACAUAGAGUAAGGAUGGAUAUCCUCCUUAGAAGCCAAUCACGAAAACGCAUCUGCUGAUUUCGUGUUAUCUCGCGUUGCCAAACCUGAUAUUUACAUUCGAGGCGAUAAAUAAUCAUCAUAUCACUGUUGAACUUUUGUUGGUACUCACCUUCGUGCGCCAUACGGUGGAACGUAGUUUGGCAUAAUCGGAUUUACCUUAGUUCGUUAGUUUAGCAUUCAGACGGAACACUGAGAUUCAGUUCGUUACACUAAUUGCAGUAAUUUUAACCCUAUCCCUUGGAUUAUUCUACUGGUACCGAUAUCACUGAAAGUCAAUAUAUACGAACAGGACAACAUCGUCUAUCCAAACUGACCUUUUGGUUAAAAUCCAAUGUAGUGUCAUUAUCAGCAUUCCUGAUGCAUCGGUUGUUUCACCACUCGACCAUUACUUAUCUAGGGAUGGAUCACUUAUACUGUCUAUUAGUUAAAAUAUUAACUACCAGUUAGUUUUAUGCGUUUUGAUGUGACUCGCCAAGUCAUUUUUCUACUGAAUCAUGUCUGGGUUUCUUUUUCUUUGAAUUAGCCAGGUCGUUUUUUAUUUGGCACAUAUUGUUAACUAAUCUAAACAUUUUGAAGCCAUUUACAUGUUAUUUCUAAGUCAAUUGCUCCUGUUUUGUUUGAUUUACCGUUCAGCUUAUGGUUACUGUAGGAUUUUU